Patiria miniata (bat star) is the source of this 8114-nucleotide messenger RNA. RefSeq names its product C2 domain-containing protein 3-like (gene c2cd3). The transcript is spliced from 37 exons. Gene Ontology annotation, cellular component: centriolar satellite; centriole. Bases 550 to 7005 code for a protein of 2151 amino acids. Gene Ontology annotation, biological process: centriole elongation; cilium assembly. The record is from RefSeq and is a predicted model, not a curated record. NCBI's taxonomy places the organism in Eukaryota, Metazoa, Echinodermata, Asteroidea, Valvatida, Asterinidae.
AGGCGUUCAUCUGGGGAGCUUUUCCGUGAGAUUCUUCGCACUGAUGACACCCCUAACCCUGCGCUUGUCAGCCCUGCACAAAACGGAUUUGAACACAGUAUCACCGAUUCACAGACCAUUGAGCUUCUCAUUGGGGAUCAGAUCACUACGCGGGAGCUGAACGACCUCAAAACACUGCAGUCUGAGCUGUCUCCUCAGUCCAGUGUCUCCUCUGAGAGCGACAUCAUCAGCGAGACGGAGGAUCCUCUCAGAGAUCAGAGCAUCCUGGAGGAACUCUUCUACAAGGGAGUGAGGAGUAGCAGUGAUAGUAGUCUGAGUGAUCUAUUGAGCAGUGAAGAGGAUGACGUUGACACCGAGAAACGUCGGUCAUCCAAGCACAGGAGACGACGAUGGCCCUAUGAGAGCUCUUUGAGUGAUCCUGGCAAUCAGAGACCACCUUCAAGAAAGGACAAGCAGCAGCCGUCCACAGACAGCACGCCAGUGAAGGACCAAGAUAACAGGCCGGCAGCCCAGAGACCCAAAGCUCUGCCGGACCCAAGGCACUCGCAGAUGGAGAAGGCAAGCGAGAAUGCUCGGCUCAGGAGACGGCACAGUAGUAUGAGCGAGGCUGCCAGUAGUGACUCUGAUGCAAGCAGGACAUCCAGGGUAUCCUUCCAAGAACCUCUCGUGGAAAAAGAAGUAAAUCCUGCCGACGGAUUAAGUGUUCAACGCCUCACGUUACUAGGAAGGAUCCACAUCGCCCGAGUAAUGAUAGACUCCCUCACCUUGCGAACCCCGCCUGGAGGGGGCACACCAGAUGUGAGGCCCUCUAGAGGCGGACGAGGGAGAGGCAGACCCCCUAGGCCAUCCACAAAACCAAAGACUAAAAAGUGUACUUAUUUUGUGGAGUAUCGUUUCCCGGUUACUGCCUCUCCGCGGGAGCAGAGCCUGGUCAACAACAUGGCAACUGAGGUCAUGAGGCUGGCCUCUAAGAAAGUAGACAGCAAUGGAGAAAUUACAUUUGGUCAUCGGUCUGUGUUCCCUGUUCGGUUUGACGGGACGGCCGUAGACAGCUGGUGGAAGCAACUUCUGGUCUUCAAGAUCUUCUCACGCACAGCCGGCCAAAAAUCGCCCGUUUUCCUCGGCGUAGCCAGCCUGCCAUUGCGAUCAGUCCUACAGUCGCCAGACCUUUCCUUGCUCAAUAUAGAGGUAGAUGCAAGGGACAAGACUCAGUCCGAUUCCCCAACCAUUACAGGCGCUGAUGAGUCCAGCGCCAGUGGAAGUGCGAAGGAUGCAGUCGUUGGCACACUGAAGAUGUCCAUCGAACUGGCGUCAGACAGCAAGGAUUUCCCCACGGCGUUAGCCAGGAUGAAACUGGCCGAGCUGAGAGGAGCCAAGAUCUGCCCGCUACCGUCCAACCAGCCACACCUGCCCAUCAAGAUCCCCACGGGAUCCGUGGAGAGUGACAGCAAGAGCUCGUCGCGGAGUGUGCAGACGGAUAGUUUAGCAGCCCAGGUUGCAGAGAGCACCUCAGGUGAUAAGGACGAGCCCCCUACCUCUGGCAGAGAGCCCACGGAGGGGGUAAAGACAAGUAACGGACACAGCCAACCUCAGCCCAGCCGGAAGCAGGCACAGAGGGGAGAAGAGAGACUACAGGAACAGCCAAGCAGACAGAUGACAGAUGAAAAGAUUUACGUAAACUCACAAGAUGAUGCUGCACCAAAGACAAAGACCCAAUAUGAGGCCAGGACCUUGCACUCUUUACUCUCAAUCCCUGAGGGAAGAGCGGUUACGUUCCACGGUGUCGCCCCGUUGAUAUCGGGUAGCAAUAUUCCCCAUGUGCCACCUCAACCACACGCAGGUCUGGGAGUUGGGAUAUCAGGGCUUGGUGGCAGGGACCAGACGACAAGGAAUACCUACCUUGUGUGCCGUUUGUUCUGGAGUGACGACUCCGUGAGAUCCAACGUGUGCUGGGGCACCACGGAACCAGACUAUAACUUCAUGCAGGUGUCUCCGGUGCUGCUCACCCCGUCGUUGCUGGAACGUGCCAGGAAUAACUGCAUGGUGAUUGAGGUGUGGGACAAGAAAACGUCAGCUCAAAAUGACCAACUUGUUGGCAUUGCCAAACUGCCACUGCACCAGUUCUACAUGUCCUUCCGAGAUGAAAGGAUUGCCAGUACCCUACUCAAGUCACAGUACCCAGUUGUAGCGGUCGACAAUUACGUGAACAUCGUAGACCCUUUCACUGGGGUCCAGUAUGGCCAGCUGAAAGUGCUGCUAGCUUUAGGGUCUUCCGAACAGAUCUCUGCUCUUCAGAGACUGAAGUGCGACAAGGAUGCACUAGAUACCAGACCCUCCAGGCCUGGUCACUAUCUAGAAAGGGGCGAAGCUGUUACCAGGAACAUGGCAGAGCAAGACUCAACACAAGACGAGCUUGUCGAGCACAUCUUUGAGGUCGUGGUAGAGGGCGUGCGUGGCUUGCCGCAGCUUGAAGACACGGUCUGGGGAGAAGCCGACUGCUUCGUUCAGUAUCACUUCCCUUCCCAGUCACCGCCUAGAGGAGCUCCUGAUAGUGCUAAUACCAUGUCAGUUGGCCCCAUCCUGGCCCCCCACCAGACCCCCACCACCCUCUGCAUGCCGGACCCUACCUUCCACGAUGUAUCCAGGCACAGGCUGCAGCUACCGAGGGGCACGCCGGUGCAGAGAGAACUCCUCACUGCAUGUGCUGGUGUUGGCGGUGGAGCCGGGGGUAUUCCGUUUGAAGUAUGGUGCCGCUACUACUACCCCAACAUCAGGGACCAAGUUGUUGCUAAAACGAGCCUGCCCCUUGCCAAGCUGUGCGCCAUGGUGACCAUGCAGAGACGCGGGGAGCCCAGCGUCCAGACGUUCUCCCUGCCGCUCCGGCUGCAACACCCAGACCAGGACUCGCUGACCAAGGAACAGAUUGCUAAGUUGCAAGAUGCUGGCUUACUGGACGUGACAGUCAACUAUCGCCACAAUGUAGUGCAGGGAGGAGGUUCCAUUCCUAGGGGCAGGGAGACAGGGGGUCCACAAGUCUGUUUGUCAGUGGGCGUCCUGAGAGCAUGCGGCUUGAAGAGUGCUGCAGUGUCCCUUGCUCAGUUCGACAGCAGCCUGCAGUAUGCCAGUGAAGUUGGGGUGAACGCCUACAUCAAGAUGGAGCUGUCAUUUCUGUCUAAGCAGGAUGUACGCAUCACCCAGACCGUGGCCCGUACCUUUGCCCCGGAGUUCUCCCACCAUGUAGACUUCCCCUGCCCGCUUCUCUUUGAUGAUCAAGACAGUGAUCAGCUGAGCCUGGCCGAGGCCCUGGAGACAGCCGAGAUGAAACUGGAGGUUUGGCAUCAGGUCCCCGGCUUCAAAUCAGACCACGACGCCAACUUUGUCACCAUAGACAGCGGCACCAACAAAGCGGCUGGGAUAUCUGCUCAUAGACUGUUUGCGCCAACCGGGGAUAUUCUGCUAGGGACUGCCAUGGUGCCACUGCAAGCCAUCCUGUCUCACAGAACAGGUCUGCAGGGAUGGUACCCCUUGUCGAUUCCUGCCCCUGGAUGGACCAACCAGCCCUCUGUCCAUCACUCUGGCCAUCCGCCAGACCAUUCUGCAUCGGAUUCACCCCAGGCAUCCCGUGGGCGGGGCUUGGAUCGAGUGGGAGGCGGCCUGGAGCUGUCAAUCAAGUUUGCCCAUCAGGGAGACCGGGACCGCGUCAUCGAUGCUGGUAGGAGGGUUGGCUGGUCACCGGAUGUGGAGCUGGAAGGCCUGGAGGAGUUGUGGGAUGAUGAAGGCGCUUCGGCUGGUUCCUACUCUGCCGAAAUUAAUGUGAACAUAGACUCUGCCUGGUUCCCUGUACACGCAGCCCUGCGGCCAGGCCAGCAAGCUUUGGACACCGCUGCCAAAGCCUACAUCCGUUAUAAGCUGUAUGACAAAGGUUCCAUUUGUUCCAAGUUGUGUUACCUGGAUGCGAAUGAUGAGAAUUAUAUAACAGCAGACCUCAAGCACGGCCAUCACUUCCACACAGCGCUGACUCAACCCCUGGCUUGGUAUCUCAGAGAAGAACGACUUGAGAUUCAACUCUGGGUCAGCUACAACGGAGAGCUCUCACCGACCGACACCGGUCACACCCGCCCAAGGCAACGGGACAAGCUGAUUGGCUGUGCCUACGUGGACAUGUCGGCACUGUGCGACAAAAGAAUCAAGCAGCGUAGAAUAAGUGGGCUGUAUCCAUUGUUCAGGCCAGGAGCCAGUGAUCUAGGCGGAAGCUGCAUGAGGGUUCAUCUCAGCUUGAAGCACGCCCAUGUUGAUUCUCAUCGCCAACAGGAAUCAGCUGACGAAGCCAAGAUGCCCUUACGAGAUGGUAUCAGACAAAUCCAUCCAUCCCGACCUCAUCACCAAGAACACCCCGUGGAUGCUGAGGAAGAGGCGGCGAGGAGACAGGAAGAUGAGAGGAGACAACGGGAGGAGGAGGAGGAACAGGAGACGAGGAGGGAGAUGACCAAGCCGGUCCUGAUGGGUGUGGCUGUGGAGAGAGCCAUGCAUCUGGUGUCAGUCCCUUCCAGUAACAGACUGGAGGACAGCCUGCCAAGCUGCUACGUGACAUUCCAGUCGGCCGAUGGGAACCCUAUCCACACCCCCACCGUGCCAAACUCUGCCCAGCCCGUCUGGGGGUUUGAACAGGAAGUCAAAAUCAGCGCCGAGGUUCUUGAUCGCCAGAGUUUCAUCUUCAAGGUGUGGCACCAGACCUCGUCCGAGCCCGACAUGAACAGCGAUCGUAUGCUGGGCUUUGCCUCGGUGGACCUGGCCCCUCUCCUGGCUGGCUUCCGCAGCCUGAAUGGCUGGUAUAACAUCCUGGACUUUGGCGGCCACUGCCGGGGCCAGAUCAAGGUCUCCAUCACGCCCAGGGAGAGCGUGUCACCUCUCAAACGCUCACCCAAACCAAAGACGAGCCCCAAUACCUCGGCCAUCCUGGCCCAGGGCUUCCCCCACAUUCCACUCACGACGCUGUCAUCAUCAUCAUCUCACCCGCCCAGCCUGCCUGCCAGAUCAUCCUCCCCUCCCAAAUCCACCAACCCGCCGUCAAACCACUACCAGGAACACCUGCAGAAUGUUAGAAAGUUCCACGCCGACCUGCACGAUAGGCUACAGACACGGCAACCGGACUCCACCACUUCUGAGCAGGGGAGGGACAGCAGGAGGGGAACCAAGACGGCAGCUGUUGUCAGUCUUGGAGAUGGUGGCCUGCUACCAUCUUCUGUGUCCAGCUCGUUCCUGAUGCAGAAUCUCAGGAAAAAUCUGACAGAGCUGGACAGUGUCUACCACAGGCUGCAGCAGAGAUUGGCCCAUGACCCAUCACCGGACAGCGUCAGUCACCCCGAAAACAAACCUUCAGAUGAGCAAGUACACAUUCCUCGCCUUCCAACAGAGAAAAUACCCAACAAUGAUAAUGUUGAGAAUUCAAAUCAACAAGUGCAAUAUUCUACCGGCGAUCGUACCAAUGAUCCCACUCACAGGAGGACUAGUGACGAGGACAUCUUGGAGAAAAUCAGGGCCGAUCUGCGACAAGAGGAUGCAGAGUACAUCUCAGAUGAUGAUGCGGUCAGGGAAGAAACUGGUGGACGGAAUCAUUACUCGGAAAUGGAGGAACCUGCAUCGCCACAAGUUGAGAGCGACUGGGAGGACAGUGUGCAGUUUCAGGACCGCCGAGAGGACAGAGAGAGCGAACCAGAGGAGGACAUCAUCAUCGUACCUAGGCCCUUGAACGACAUCUCCUCUGCGAAUUUCAGUAACGGGGUCCGACCGGAUGCAAACGUUGGACCACAGAUUCAUCAAGGAGGUGAACAAGACUUGGAUGGUGUCAACCAAAGUCAACAGGAUGAUAAAGUUGAAGACAACAGCGAUUCGGGAACGUCGAGGCAACAGAAAUUUGAUGAAAAUGAUGAGGAGCUGGGUCACGCUUCUGAUUUCUUAGGAGCUGGACACGAGCUUGACCUGGAACCGGGCUUGACUGACCAAUUCAGGACGGGCAUGGGUGAUGGGAGACUUCCCAUGGAAUCAAAUGGGAGAACGGGGGUUGCUGGAAAAGGAUUAGAAUCAGAAAUAGCCAAAUCAGACUCUGAAGACGACAAAAACAGAGCUGACACAGAUCAUGUACAUCUGGACAGGGAUGCCAUUGCAGAUGAAAACGCUCAGCAUCCAUCGGAAAGAAGCUCUUCCAAUUCUGAAAACCACAUGCAAAGUCUAAUUCCACCAACCAGCAAAGUCAGCUCAAAGAGUCAAGAUGAUUCUGGAGGAGAAGAUUCAAACUUUGGAAGUGACAACAUGGCUGGAAUGAGACCCGAACACCAAAUUUUGGAACACUCGGACAAGUCUCAAGACAUCAGCAGACGAGGAGACCAUGCAACUCCAAGGAUUAUUGCAGACACUGACAAAGACCAAACAAUGGGCAGAAAUGCUAAUGAUCGUAGAGUGGCCGAAAGCUCUGGAGCCUCUGACCGUGAUGCUGGACGCGGGUCAAAGUCCAGGUCCAACGAGGACUGGCCAGAGCAGAAGGUGAGAGAAGGGGCAAAAGAGGAUGGAGGUGGAGGGAGUCCUGACGAGAGCAGCGACGAAUCAGUGGUGAUCACCAUUGAUUCCAGACAGGCUGAGAAACAGACCGUAGCAGGAACAAGAACAGAGCAGCCAGGCAAUGUGAACCUCUCAUCCUCCCAUUCACCACCCGCCCAGCUUCCCAACUUCUUCCUACCCACGCGCGACCUGGAGGCAUCGAUGAGGGCACUGCACAACGUCACCAGCAUCUUGCCCCGAGUCCAGCCAAGACUGGUUGAAGACAGCGAUGAAGCCACAUCCAGACCAACAGACGCGGCCAAAGAGCUGACCCAGAGGCUGGCAUCCCGUCACUCGUCAUCCAGGUCCCGGGUCUCUAGACCUUCCUCUAAGCCGGCUUACAAGCUACCCACUGCAGAGGAGGCCAGGCGGAUCGCCAAGAUCUUUGCAUCCAGGUUCUCUGAGAGCUGACACUGUGACAUGUGACAAUGGUGACACUGAGGGUUGCUGCUUUGAGUACAGAGGUUGUAAGUCUUAAAGGCAUAUAGGAUCAUUUGCUUUUCAUGCAUUUUGUUAGUUUCCAGUAAUAACACCACUCAAAAUCCAAAGAAGAAUGUUCAAUACCUAACCUGUUGAAGUUUCAGCUCAGUGGAUAUUAUACUUUUCGAGAACACACAUGAAAAACCAUGGAAAACUUUUUAUCACGAAACACAAUUUCGUCGCUCAUCAUCAUCAACAUGUCGGGAUCGCCUGGGUAGUGACGACAUCACGAGCCAGUCCCUGAGUCCUCUUCCUCCAGCUGUCUCGAUCUACCAUGCAGGUGCGCAGCUCCUCUGCAGAUGUGAGAUUAGUGUCCCUCUUGAGCUGGUCCACAAAGGUCAGACUUCUUCUCCCUCUGAAGGCAGUGCCCUGGGUGGGCUCCCACAGUAUGGUUGGGUGGGCAGCAAGCUCAGGGUGGCGGACGCAGUGGCCAGCAAGAUUAAGACGACGCUGUCGCUAGCACUCUGUAUUUCCAAUGAUCAGUCAAAUUGACUGAUCGUUGGAUAUCACCUACAUUUCUUGAUUUCUUCUAAAUGACAGCAAGCCAGACGGAGUAAUUCCAAGGUUUUUUUUAGUACCAGUAGUCGUACAACCUUUAAUCCAAGUAAGCUUUUUUGAUAAUUCAAUAGGUUACUUUUGGGAUAAAUGCAAAUGAUCCUAUAUAGCUUUAAUGGUAUUUAUUUUAGAAUGAAAAUUUACUUGAGCUGGAUUCGAACCUGCAACCCUUCAGGAUAAGCUAUCUAGCACUGUGUUGGCGGUCUCCAAAUCUCUCAAUGUGUAAGUGGAAUCAAUCUUCAGUGAACGAAUACUAACCUUCUGUUCGAUCUGUGUGCAAAAUAACUCAUUGGUGGAGUGAUUGUGUUUGACAAAAAAAUGCUCACGGUUUUCAAGGCAAAUCAAAGUACACUCCCAUUCGUGGGUCAGGCCAAUUCCAUACUCUCACUAGUGACUGCUAUUUGUAUGUAAAAAUACUACAAACAUGUUUUAGCUGUGUGCCUUGGUUGGAAAAAUGCUAAUGCUUCCUAACAAUAUUUUGUGAA